Molecule: messenger RNA, 566 nt
Organism: Nylanderia fulva
Lineage: Eukaryota; Metazoa; Arthropoda; Insecta; Hymenoptera; Formicidae
Gene: COX7B
Product: Cytochrome c oxidase subunit 7B
Source: RefSeq, a predicted model, not a curated record
UGCUCUUCACGUAGUUGCGUAUUCUAUGCAUCGCGAAUUUUCCGAGUGUACUUUUUUUAGAAUCAAUUUGUCAUAUAUUUCACUUGGCUUGUGUGUUACGUUUCGCUAAUUUUGUGACUGCGUCGAACGCAGAUUAAUUCCAUUAAAAUGUUUAAUCAAAUAUUGCGACCGGUUGUUCGCAACGUGGCCAAAAUUGGUACUCGUUCUGCGAGCUCACAAGUGGUGGAUAUUAAAUGGCCAACAGUAAAUGAUCUACCAGUACCACAAGGCUCAUGGCAAGAGCACUAUAAUUCAAGACAAAUUUACAAUACCCAAUUAAUUGCUGGACUUACUGUACUGAUUGGUACCAUAGCUUUUGUAAAAGUAUCAGGCAUUAUCUUCUUUAACUUUUCCCCACCUGAGGAACCUGCUGAACAGAAAUAAAUAUUCACACAAAGUAUUAGAUGAUUAAACUAGAUAUAAAAGCAAUCUGGCUACAUGCAACUGUUGAGAAUGUUAUAUGCUUUAUUGUGUGAAUGUAACAUGCAAUAAUUGUAUUCUCCUCAAUAAAUAGUUCAUAUUUAUAA